Messenger RNA from Zerene cesonia (dogface butterfly), 2446 nucleotides. RefSeq names its product frizzled-4 (gene fz4). Gene Ontology annotation, cellular component: plasma membrane. Gene Ontology annotation, molecular function: Wnt-protein binding; Wnt receptor activity. Lineage: Eukaryota; Metazoa; Arthropoda; Insecta; Lepidoptera; Pieridae. The transcript is spliced from 3 exons. Bases 134 to 1852 code for a protein of 572 amino acids. Gene Ontology annotation, biological process: canonical Wnt signaling pathway; non-canonical Wnt signaling pathway. The record is from RefSeq and is a predicted model, not a curated record.
CCCCACCGUUCACGUUUCACAACGUCAAAUGACGCGUUCCGUAACGGUUGUGUGUAGUGUUAUUGCAAACUUGCGCGAAAUCUUUACGAUGCAGUGAAAACUUUUUGUGAAUUGUGACUGUGCUUUUUUCAAAAUGAUGUGUGUCUACGCGACAAUUUUACUGACUUUGGCUAUGAACAUUGCUUCGGAAGCCACGGUACGGAUAUGUGAACCUAUCAAGGUAGCGAUGUGCAAGAAUAUUGGUUAUAAUCAAACCGGGAUGCCCAAUCUGGCGAGGCAUACCUUGCAAGCUGACGCCGAUGUCACCCUUCAGACUUUCAGCCCUCUGGUUCAGUAUGGGUGUUCGUCUCAGUUACAUUUAUUUUUAUGCGCGGUUUACGUCCCAAUGUGUACAGAUAAGGUCGCUUUACCGAUUGGACCAUGUAGAGGGUUGUGCGAGAGUGUUUACGAAAGAUGUUAUCCUGUGCUCAGAGGAUUCGGUUUCCCAUGGCCCGCUGAGCUAGAUUGUUCCCUCUUUCCUGUUGAAAACAACCACGAGCACAUGUGCAUGGAAGGUCCUGGCGAAAGAACUGUUUCUGGAACGAUACCGCUGGAUACCUCGAGCGCUAACAGUAGAAGUGCUUGUAGAAGGCUCAUUAAGCCAAAUAGUUGGAUUUGGUUAAGGGGAUCGAGCCGUUGUGCGCAGUAUUGCGAUGCGGAAGUUUUAUGGGAGGCUGGGGAGAGCAAAGCUGCGGAAGUCUGGCUAGCUACAUGGGCAGCGUUAAGUUUUGUUUGUACGUUGGCUGCGGUAGUGGCUCAAUUGGCUUGCGGAGAUCGGGGAGGUGCUGGUGAACGAGCCUUGGUUCUAGUGGCUUUGUGCAGAUGCGCAGCAGCAGCGGGUUGGGGCGUCAGGGCAGCGGCGGGUCGCACGGCCGCGGGCUGUGCUAAAGAUUCCACAUCGCCAACAAGAAUGCUACUGGCACACGAUGGUCUGGCAAAUCCUAACUGCGCUGUCGUCUUUCUACUUCUUUACUACUUUGGAAUGGCAGCGUCUGUGUGGUGGGUCGUAGUAGCUGGCGCCUGGCGAGCGAGUGUCCUCCGACCUCCUACCACUCCUGCAUCAGCUCGCAAUGAUAGACACUCUUCAUUGCUGCAGCUGGCAGCAUGGGGCGUGCCUGCCGCGCUAACUGCAGCUGUAUUGGUCACUAGAGAUGUGGACGCUGAUGAAUUAACUGGUACGUGCUAUGUGGGAAAUCAGUCCAGCAAAUCUCUUCUCGCUCUCGUCAUUAUUCCCGAAGCUAUUUGUCUGCUCUUGGGAUCCGUAUUUUUGGCAUCAGGACUUCGAACAGUUCUUCGGCGGCCUACACCGACCCUAGCACCAGGGCCGCUUUUGAAUGGUCCUCCGCAAGCACACACUGAUCAAAGCAUACUACGACUCGGUGCAUUUACUGCCUUAUAUGCUGUUCCUUCUGCUUGUAUACUAGCCACCUGGAUAUAUGAAUUUGCUUGGAGGGACGACUGGCUUGCAGCUCCUGUGCCAUCUACUGAACCGUCAACGCAACCACGACCAGCGUUUUGGGUGUUUUUGUUCCGAAUAUUUGCAACUCAAGUAUUAGGUGUUAUGGUGGCUGUGUGGAUUGCAACACCAAGACUAAAAGCGUUAUGGAGAAGAAUAAGCAGUCCAAGGAAACCCGCAUUAGCAAAGCCACCCGUCGGACCACCACCUACACCUCUAACGUUACACUGCUAUGCAGGUCAUCCACACACGCUAAACCGACAUCCACAUAAAUAUGCAACAUACAGACCUCCCCAACAACAAUCUUAUCGGAAACCACGACAUUACCACUACUCUGCUGGUGAAACUAUUCUAUGACACAUUAAUAAUUCUAAAUUUGAAACACUCUCUCAAAUAAUAUAUAUUCUGAUAAAGUUUUAUAAUAGUGAUUGUGCCAUCCGCGUAUAUUUCAAUGAUGUAAAUAUAUCAUUUAUAAUAAUAUUAUUCUGUUGAUUGAUGUGAAGAUAAUUUGUGUCAAUUAUAAUUAAGCAAGAAAUAUUCUAAUAGACUGUAACAUAAUUAUUUUUUUAUAAAUCCCAGAGAUUCUUGCCACUUUGUAACUUAAAGACUGGAGGAAGAAGAAGUAAAUUAGAAAAUAAAAUAAAUUUACCUCGCAAGAUGCAUAUCUUUUAUGAAAGCUUAUAAUAUGUGCAGUGCAUAAAAUGUGAAUAUAACUGUAAUAAUGUAUGCUUAAGAACUGAUUUUCUAUACAUAGUUAAGUAAGUAUAAUUUUGUACUUAAUUUUAGAUUGUAAUAAUUACAAAUUAGGUAUUUAGGUGAUUAAUAAAUUAAUUCUGUACAGUCUUAGAAAGAAAAGGUGUAAUAAGUUAUUUAACCCACCUUUAUAUAGGUUCUGUAUUGUAUUUUGUAAUAUAUCAUAUAUUUUUGAAGGUACCCUAAUGAAAAUUGUAA